Toxorhynchites rutilus septentrionalis is the source of this 1366-nucleotide messenger RNA. RefSeq names its product carboxypeptidase B-like. Gene Ontology annotation, molecular function: metallocarboxypeptidase activity; zinc ion binding. Lineage: Eukaryota; Metazoa; Arthropoda; Insecta; Diptera; Culicidae. Gene Ontology annotation, biological process: proteolysis. The record is from RefSeq and is a predicted model, not a curated record. Bases 100 to 1344 code for a protein of 414 amino acids. The transcript is spliced from 3 exons.
UACUUCACAACCGAGCACUAUCGUCAGUUAAGUAGUUUAGCUCGCUGAUUGCAUUUCAGCUGCACUAUUUUCACAAUUAUCUCAGUCAGUUUGCUACCAAUGAUUUUUAAAAACGUAUUCUCGCUCGCCAUACUGACGGUGGUGGCAUAUGCGACGACCAACCGAUCAUACGAUGGUUACAAGGUGUACGAAGUGCAGCAGCAAACUCGCGAGCAAGCCGAUGUUCUUCGUCAGCUAGAACAAUCCUUUGACGAUCUGGAUUUUUUGCAUCUGAGCAAACAGCUAGGCAGCACUGCGCGUGUUUUAGUUCCUCCAGCGUUACAGGCUGAGUUAGAGGAAACACUUUCGAAGCAUGGUAUACAAUUCAUUGAGCUUAUCCCUAACGUUCAACGAUCCUUGGAUGAGAACAUCAACGUUGGCACAAAGAAAUCAUUGAAUGCCGAAGAAGCUAUUUUGAGCACUUAUUUGCGCCAUUCUGAAAUCGACAACUAUCUGGAAGAUCUGGCACGCAAGCACCCAUCACAGAUCCGCGUCGAUGAAGUUGGAAAAUCAUACGAAGGUCGACCUAUAAAAACAAUCACAAUCAAUGACAAACCGAACAACACAGUCAUAUUUCUGGACGCUGGAAUCCAUGCUCGUGAAUGGAUUGCACCCGCAACAGCUCUUUACGCGAUCAACCAGUUAGCGGAGCACUCGGAUGAACACCAAAAUAUUCUAGAGAAUGUGACCUGGGUGAUUCUACCAGUUGUGAACCCGGAUGGUUACGAAUUUAGCCAUCAAACAGACCGCCUCUGGCGCAAAACUCGCAAACCUGCCGGUCACUACAUUGGCACUGACGGUAAUCGCAACUUCGACUUCCACUGGGGUGAAGUUGGCGCAUCGUCUUCGCCCGCUUCCGAAAUCUAUCGCGGAGAUGGUCCGUUCUCGGAACCCGAAACACAAACCGUUCGCAAUGUGUUGCAGAGACUGCAGGGAAGCUGCAAGUUCUAUCUCACGCUGCAUUCGUAUGGAAAUUACUUACUGUAUCCGUGGGGAUGGACAAGUGACCUUCCCAACAAUUGGAGGGACAUUGAUGAAGUGGCCCAGGCAGGAGCUGACGCGAUUGAAAAGGCAACCGGAACAUACUAUACUGUUGGCAGUUCGACCAACGUGUUGUAUGCCGCAGCGGGCGGCAGUGAUGACUGGGCUCUGGCGAAAUCUAACGUUUCUAUUUCCAUUACUAUGGAAUUGCCAGGUGGUGGCAGCAUUGGUUUUGACCCGCCAGCGUCAUCCAUCGAAAAGAGCGUGAAGGAAAGCUGGGUGGGCAUUAGGGCGAUGGCACUGAAAGUGGCUCAAACUUCCUGAAUAAAAUGAAUUCUUACAAAAA